Messenger RNA from Schistosoma curassoni, 909 nucleotides. The record is from the annotation of a GenBank genome assembly. NCBI's taxonomy places the organism in Eukaryota, Metazoa, Platyhelminthes, Trematoda, Strigeidida, Schistosomatidae.
AUGUCUGAAUCUAGAGUCCAGGUUAUUAGCCCGGUUAAAAGCUUUUUAGCUGGUGGGUUCGGUGGAGCAUGUUGCAUUGCAAUUGGUCACCCUUUCGACACAAUAAAGGUUCGACUUCAAACAAUGCCUCACGUAACAUCAGGAACAGCACCUAUGUAUUAUGGGACUUUUGACUGUGUCAAGAAAACUGUAGCGGCUGAUGGUAUCUUUGGACUUUAUAAGGGGAUGGGGGCACCCAUAGCCGGAGUGGCUCCUGUAUUCGCCAUUUGCUUUUUUGGGUACAAUUUAGGUAAGCAGCUUUUUGCCAAGGAUCCAAUGGAUUUAAGGAAACAUGAAAUUUUGUUUGCGGGAAUGUUCUCUGGCAUUUUUUCAACUGCAAUCUUGGCUCCAGGAGAGCGUAUAAAAUGCCUAUUACAAGUUCAGUCGAAUGCAAUUGGACCUUUGAAGUAUAGUGGACCGGUUGAUGUUCUUCGUCAGUUGUAUCGCGAAGGUGGGAUUCGAAGCAUUUUCAAGGGAACAGCUGCAACACUUCUGCGAGAUGUCCCUGCAUCUGGAGUGUAUUUUCUGAGUUAUGAAUUAAUGAAAGAUGCAUUAAGGAAUCCACACUCAAAGAAUAAUGAAUUGAGUGUUGGUAAAACUCUCUUUGCCGGUGGUAUGGCAGGUAUCUUCAACUGGCUAGUAGCUAUUCCUCCCGAUGUUUUAAAAUCUCGUCUACAGAGUGCUUCUGAGGGUGUUUAUCCCAAUGGAAUUCGGUCGGUAUUCUCUGAACUUAUUGCAAAAGAAGGCUUUUUGGGAUUGUAUCGGGGUAUGACUCCGGUGAUGCUUCGAGCAUUUCCUGCAAAUGCUGCAUGUUUUCUCGGUUACGAAGUUGCUUUGAAAUUUCUGGAUUAUGCAUUCCCUAGUCUGUGA